AUGGAAGACUUCUUGAGAGACAGCCCUCUCGAGGACUCGGGGCAAAGCGACGUGCCCAAGUACAAAAAUUAUGACACUUUUGGAGGCCGGUCACUGUUUCAAAAUGAAAACAGCCAGGAUGAGUUCAAUCCACAAACUGGUGACACAGACCCGCAAGCGCACUUCACUCUAGACCUCAACCAGCAAUUUGGAGACGAGUAUUCCUCGCCAGCGGUGGCGUCUCCAUCGAACUUCCAAGGCUCGAACCAAGGAGUAGCGCAAUCACAUCUGCUGGAGUUGGCGCCCAAUGACCCGUACUUCAGCACCUUUGAAUUCUUAUCCUCUCCUAAUCAGCAGCCAGUAUCACCAAGAUAUAACUCACAGGGUGGGAACCUCGGUGGCGCCAACCACAAUGGUACCGACUUGACCGCAGGAUUCGGCCUGGACCCUUUGCAAUUCAACAUGAGUGAUAAUUUCACCAACUUGGACCAAUUAGUCUCGCCAGACAAUAAUAUGAACAAUUCGGGAGUCAACAUCUUCUCCUCGGCUCAAUAUUUUUCUCCCAACACAAGGACAAAUCAUUAUAACCAGCUCUCAGCAAUCGCUGAGGAUAGCUUGCCGGGCUCGUUUCAAAACACUUUCAGCCCUGAACUUUCGAGGCAUGGCUCUGUGAGUAUGCCUCCGCUGGGUGACCCUUAUAUGUCCCCUCAAACGAACGCAUUCUUAUCUCCCCAAUCCAAAGCUUUUGAAGGCAAUUUCGAUACCCUUAGGUCUCCCUACUCCGGCUCAUCUCAUCCCAAUUCCCCUCCACCCCCACUUAAUUUGAACUUAAGUAAGAGCAUCCCUACCGCCGUCAAUUUCAACCAGGUUUCCUUCAACGACUCACAAGCCCAACGACAGCAGCAACAAUCGAUUGAGAACACCCUAUCCCCUCCACAACAACUGUAUUUGGGUACAUCGGCCCCCAGCAAUUCCAAGAAACCAGAACCUUAUCCCACCUCCUCUAAGCAGUUGACCCAGGAAGAAAAAGCCAAACGUAGAAGAGAGUUUCACAAUGCAGUCGAGCGCAGACGACGUGAUUUGAUUAAAGAGAAGAUCAAAGAACUUGGCUUUCUUGUUCCUCCAUCUCUCCUCAAUCCUCACGUCUGCGCUGUGCAAAGCUUACUGAAACAGCCUCACCAAAACUCAGCAGAAAUCAAAGAACUACUAUCCACGGUUAAAGUGAGAGAACUGAAGCCCAAUAAAGCCACAAUCCUUCUGACCUCGGUUGACUACAUCAUUCAUUUGCAAAAAGUCGCAGAUCGCCAGAGACAGAGGCGUGAGGAGCUCGAACGAGAAAUAGCCGAGCUUGAAAAAGGUCUCGGAAAUUUGAAAACAGAGGACCCUGACUCAACUUUAAACAAUUCAGCUGUCUUCCCUGAACAGAUAAGCUCACCCACUCAAGAUUCUCAAUUCAACCCUGAUGACUUCUUCUCUGAAGUCAUCACCGAUACAAAUCAAUUUUAA
Candidozyma auris is the source of this 1485-nucleotide messenger RNA. RefSeq names its product Rtg3p (gene RTG3). Gene Ontology annotation, molecular function: RNA polymerase II cis-regulatory region sequence-specific DNA binding; protein dimerization activity; DNA-binding transcription factor activity, RNA polymerase II-specific. The record is from RefSeq and is a predicted model, not a curated record. Bases 1 to 1485 code for a protein of 494 amino acids. Gene Ontology annotation, cellular component: nucleus. Gene Ontology annotation, biological process: regulation of transcription by RNA polymerase II. The transcript has a single exon. Lineage: Eukaryota; Fungi; Ascomycota; Pichiomycetes; Serinales; Metschnikowiaceae.